GCUUUAAAUUCAUCUUGAAAAUAAUUAUUUCUUGUGAUGGAGCUUCCCAAUAUUUGCGCAAACAGAAAAGACAAUUCCUUGGUAUCAGUGGCACCAUAAGAGUAAUGCCUCAUAUUUAAAUGGUAGGGUACCUAAGUGGACCUACAUAAAUGGGAAAACGGAGAGACAGACGGGGGGCAGGCACAUACUGUACUCAGAAAUCAGGGAAGUGAGCUCCAUCUGUUCCAGUUUUACCUUAAAUCCUCAAAAUUCAUCUUUUUUUAUCCCUGUGGCCUUCGACCUCCAGUUCAUUGCCUUUACUCUACAGUUCCUGUCUGUUUCUCCCCCCUGCCUCCCACAGGCUUCUCAACCGUGCGUCCACCUCCCUCUCUGCCCCUGACCCUCCCUUUUUGCUAUCGCUCCGUCGCACCGGCUCUCUCUCUCCCCCCCGUCGGCCAUGUUGGAGCACAUGUCCCGGCGCUCGCGCUCCCUGCUCUCCCUGUCCCUCACCUCCCUGGCUCUGGCGCUCUCCGUCCUGGCCUUCUGCACCUCCUACUGGUGCGAGGGGACCCACAAGGUGGUCAAACCGCUCUGCCUCUCCCCCGUCAAGAUGAAGAAGUGCGGCUCCGGCAGCAGCCAGUCCUCCGCAGAAGGUCCUACUCCUCCCUCCAAGAAAGAGUCCUCCUCCCCAUCUCCUGCCGUGUCUAACAGGACAGUCUCACAAAAGAAAAGGGAGGAGCUGGCUAGGAUUCGUCAAAGGCAACAGGCCAAUGCAGUGCAUUACAUCUGGGAGACCGGAGAAGACAAAUACAUGCUUCGAUACUUUCACACCGGGUUCUGGCAGUCUUGUGAAAAACAUAAUGACGGUGAGAAGUGUCGGAGCUUCAUUGAGCUGACCCCUGGAGAAACUCAAGGGGUGCUGUGGCUGUCUGUGGUGUCUGAGUUCAUGUACAUUAGCCUUCUUGCGAUGGGCUUUCUGCUGAUGUGGGUGGAGGUGUUGUGUGCAUGCGCCCACAAGGAGAUGUACGCCCUCAAAAUCAAUGCCUUCGCUGCCAUCUGCACUGUCCUGUCUGGAAUGAUGGGAAUGGUAGCGCACAUGAUGUACACCACAGUGUUCCAGAUGACCGUGAGCGUAGGGCCCAAAGACUGGAGGCCCCAAACCUGGGACUACGGGUGGUCAUUUGCUUUGGCUUGGAUCUCCUUCAGCUGCUGCAUGGCGGCCGCUGUCUUCACCCUCAACUCCUACACUAAAACCGUCAUCGAGAUGAAGCACAGGCAGAGGCUGCGAUUGGAGGAGGCCCGCGCCAGCCACGCCCCUUCCUAUGAUGAGGUGGUGCCAGGGGGCGGCGUCUACUCGGUGAGCGGCCUGAUGCAGUGCCAGGCCGGCCUGAUUGACAAGGCGUGGGCCGCGGAUGGAGUGGGAGAGGCGCCCACCCUCAUGCUGGUCGGGGGCUGCGGGGCGGAGGGAUGCGUGGACUGCGAGAGAGAGCUGGAGGAAAUGGAGGACACCAUGGAGAGGGACACAGAGAGGGAGGAGGGGUUCUCUGUGUCCAGAGAGGAGGACGGUGGGGCGGACGAAGUCCAGGAGGACAUGGAUGCCUUCUGCUAACAGAUUUUUUGACUAAAGGGGAAGAAGACAAUAGAAAGAAGACUGGGAUUAAGAUGGAGGGAAUAAAUUUGGGGUGUGUCAAUGAAGGAAAGAGGAUCAUAGUUCAUUAUUGGGCUGAACAUGACAGUUUUAUCAGAGACUGAUAAGUAAUGACAACAUUUACUUUUAACAAUAUUUUUUUCAGCUGAGAUGGGAAAUAGAUACUUCCUCACCCUGUUAGGGGCAACAGGUUUCUUAAUUGCUUAAAGAGGAAACGUUGUCUCAGUUGUGUUUCCCACAAAAAAUAUUUUUGAUUAUUAUUAUUUGUUUUUAUGCUUAUUCUUAAUAUUUGUGUCAUUAUUACUAUGAUCAUCAUCACCACUAUUAUGCUGAGAAAGUGCUGUCUCAGUAUUUUCCACAUAUCAUCAACACUGCUUCAUUUCUGAGGUGCAUUGCCUGAGAAACCCAGUGGAUCUAUACUUUACCAUUACCUUUUAUGAGCCUUUAGACUACACUGUGGGCUGUGGUAUGGUACAUAUAGUAAGACCUGGACUGAAAAAAGGACAUAUGGCCCAAAUCUUUCUUGUAACACGUAAUCAAGUUGUGCUAUGAAAGGUAUUCUUCCCUAUAAACUUCCUCUCAAUUUGCUUUUAUUAUUAGAAGAAUCCCCCACUAAAGGUCUGUGAUUUGAUAUGCAUUGUUUUGUGCUGUGUGUAGCAGGUGCUGUGUUUACAGUGUCCCUGUGCUUGAAAUGGUUAGUGAUUGACGUCUACCUUCUGAAAUCCAGUAUGCGUCAUUGGCCAAUUUACAGACCAAUCAGGUGAUGGUAAUAUAUAUCUGUCUUAUAGGAACACAGAAAGGAGACAUAGAAAGGAGAGCAGCGUGCUUGAAACACUGAUAUUGGUUAUCAAGCAAUGAGGCUAUUGCUGUG
Anguilla rostrata (American eel) is the source of this 2498-nucleotide messenger RNA. RefSeq names its product germ cell-specific gene 1-like protein. Lineage: Eukaryota; Metazoa; Chordata; Actinopteri; Anguilliformes; Anguillidae. The record is from RefSeq and is a predicted model, not a curated record. Gene Ontology annotation, cellular component: plasma membrane. The transcript is spliced from 6 exons. Bases 437 to 1588 code for a protein of 383 amino acids.